GCCCCAUCAAAACAUAAAGCUGUACUAUUUUUGGUUACUAGGAGAGGGCCUCCCUUUCAAAGCCGCAAGCUGUGCAUUUUCAAAAGGGCAACACAUCACAUUUGUCCGCUGUGUGCUUGAUGUUUACAUGGAACUGCAUGUAUUCUCCCAUUCGCUUCGGUACUGACAAACAGUAGGAGAUUCCCCUCUUUAGUCUUCUUGCUGCACACUGCUCAAUCCACAGCUCAGCGGUAAGCAGCAGAGGCUCUGAAGAAGAGGCAAGAACCCAGGGAGGGAGACAGAAAGAGUUGGACUGGCCGGACAAUAGACAAGGACAGCUGAAUAGAGAUUAAAAGAAAAGACAUUUUUCAUGGUUUGGGAAAUCCUUGGGGCUAGCUGGAAUCAUAGACGAUCCAGAGGAUGGGGACUGUCAGCAGAUCCUCUGCACGGAUUUCUUUUCUCCUCAGCUUUUCAUUUGUGCUUCUGCUGAUCAACUGGAGCGAGGGCAGGAAACCUAAGUCGAAAUGCCCUAUCUGGUGUACCUGUACAAAAGACAAUGCUUUAUGUGAAAAUGCCAAAACUAUUCCUCGCACCUUCCUUCCUGAUGUUAUUUCACUAUCCUUUGUGAGAUCUGAAUUUACAGAGAUUCCAGAGGGGAGUUUUUUACACAUACCAUCCCUACAGCUCCUACUGUUCACAUCAAACGCUUUUGAUGCUAUUAGUGAUGAUGCUUUUACUGGUCUCCCUCACCUAGAGUACUUGUUCAUAGAGAAUAACAAAAUAAAGUCUAUUUCAAGAAAUGCUUUUCGGGGUCUGAAAUCACUAAUUCAUCUGAGCCUGGCAAAUAACAAUCUUCAGUCCCUUCCAAAAGAUGUUUUUAAAGGCCUGGAUUCCCUUACAAAUGUAGAUCUAAGAGGCAACGUAUUCCGCUGUGACUGCAAGCUGAAAUGGUUAGUGGAAUGGCUGGAUAAAACCAAUGCCACAGUUGAACAAAUUCACUGUGAAAGUCCCCCCGAAUAUAAAGGAAGAAAAAUCAACAGCUUGUCGGCCAAGGAUUUUGACUGUAUAACCACAGAAUUUGCUGCAUAUAAAUCUUUACCGUAUCAGUCUCUGUCAGUAGACACCUUCACCUACAUGAAUGAUGAGUAUGUUGUGAUUGCUCAGCCUUUCACUGGGAAAUGCAUGUUUCUGGAAUGGGACCACGUGGAGAUGUCUUUUAGGAACUAUGAUAAUAUCACAGGAACCUCAACGGUGGUGUGUAAGCCGAUUGUCAUUGAGAAACAGUUGUAUGUCAUUGUGGCGCAGUUAUUUGGUGGUUCCCAUAUUUACAAAAGAGAUAUUUUCGCCAACAAGUUCAUCAAGAUUCAGGACAUUGAAAUAUUAAAAAUUCGAAAACCCAAUGACAUUGAGACUUUCCGAAUUGAAGAAAAUUGGUACUUUGUGGUUGCUGACAGCUCGAAAGCUGGUUUUACUACAAUCUACAAAUGGAACGGGAACGGAUUCUACUCCCAUCAGUCGCUACAUGCCUGGUAUCGAGACACUGAUGUUGAAUACCUUGAAAUGACCAACAAGCCCCAUUUAAUUUUGUCAAGUAGCUCCCAGCGGCCAAUCAUUUACCAGUGGAACAAGAAGUCUAAUGAAUUUGCAAAACACACAGAAAUUCCUGACACCGAAGAUGUCUAUGCUGUGAAACAUUUCACCAUAAAGGAUGAUGUAUAUCUUUGCCUGACGAGGUUUAUUGGGGAUUCCCGAGUCAUUAAAUGGGAAGGAGGUUCUGAUUUCCGUGAAAUACAAAGGAUGCCAUCGCGAGGAUCCAUGGUUUUUCAACCAAUUCAAAUCAACAACCAUAAAUAUGCCAUCCUCGGAAGCGAUUAUUCUUUCACCCAAGUUUAUCACUGGGAUUCAGAAAAGGGAAUGUUUGUAAAGUUUCAAGAGUUGAAUAUUCAGGCACCCAGGUCCUUCACCCAUGUUUCCAUAGACAAGCGCGACUUCUUAUUUGCCUCAAGCUUUAAGGGAACUACUCAGAUAUAUGAACAUGUUAUAAUUGACUUGAGCGCAUAACCAUCCAGAUUCCAGUAGCGUGAGAACAGACUUUACAAUAUGGACAUGAUGAACUAAAUGCAUGAUAUAUCUUUCUCCUUAUCAUACUUCUGGCUGACUGGCUUUAAAAGUCAUGAUUGCUAGAAUAAAGCCUAUGCUCGUCCUUCGUCAUUGAUAAUCAUGGCUAGUGGUUUUGGGAGUCCAUCUUUUUAAAAGGUUGAUCAUUUGCCGAUCUUUGCAUUAACAAAUUGUAAAUACAGUUGCCUAUUCUCAUCUAAAGGGAGAGUUCUAUGUACUUUUCCAUUUAUUUAUUCACCUGUUUGAAAGAAAACUGCCAAAUAAAAUGUUUACAUAUUCUGUCUUUCUUGUUACAGAUAACGCUUCUUUGAGAUAUUUUUGUCCUAGUUUUCUACCUGUCUGUAAAUAUACUGAUGGUUGAGGACUGAAAUGCUACAAUCUAUAAUCUCCAUAAAUGAGAUCAUUUUGUAACAUUAGAUGUGAAAACAAUUUUUCUUGUUUUUUUAUAAUUUAGCCAGUUUACUCUAGCUAACUUGUGUUAUUUUUAUUGCAAUUUUAUUGAUAUAUCGUUUUCUUUGCUAUCCUAUCACUUUGACUUACUAGUUCUAAUGUGAGACUUACGUUUAAUUGAAAAGUCUUAGCUGAAUUAAACUAUUGAAAAUGAGCUUUGCUGUUAAAUAAAUAUUUUUCUUUUUAA
Xenopus laevis (African clawed frog) is the source of this 2734-nucleotide messenger RNA. It is a transcript of the gene lgi1.S, whose product is annotated as leucine-rich, glioma inactivated 1 S homeolog. The transcript has 8 exons. Gene Ontology annotation, cellular component: extracellular region; cytoplasm; synapse. NCBI's taxonomy places the organism in Eukaryota, Metazoa, Chordata, Amphibia, Anura, Pipidae. Bases 400 to 2040 code for a protein of 546 amino acids. The record is from RefSeq and is a predicted model, not a curated record.